AAAAUCGAUUCCUAGGCCCUAGCACACCACAAAGGGCGAUAAAAAGGCUCGUCACAGACUGACCGUCCUCACCAAGACUCCAACGGCGACCUGAAGGUUGAUAAAGGAGCAGAGUCGGACUGAGCUUGUCCUCAUAUCAGAUGGAAGAAUCAGAGAAAAGAAAAGAGAGAUUGAAAGCAAUGCGAAUGGAGGCUGCUGAGGCUGAAGCUUCCGAGAUUGCUGAUGGUUCUACUGCCCCUGGUUACCUAUCCAAUCCACUAAUUGAACCCUCUGCAAUUCCACUGGUGGAGGGAAGUUCACCUGCUGUUCCGCGGUUUGAUUUUUACACAGACCCAAUGGCAGCUUUCUCUGGUAACAAGAGGAGGAACAGCAGUAUGCAGACACAACAAAAUUAUAUCUCACCUACAACGAGUAGUGGAUCUCCCAGUACUAGGUUUCCAUCAUCUCCUUCAGGUCCAAGGAAUCUCGUCGUUACUCCGUCUCCUGCUCAUCAAUACCAUAGUAAUUAUUCUCCCAAUAGUUAUAAUCCCAAUCAAAGAAUAUAUGAAGCAUCAUUGAGUUUUGGUGGUUCAGAUUCUUGGAGAAGCCCAGUAGGAAUUGCUAGUCCUUUUCCAGGGUACCAAGGAAGAAGCCCAGUUGGAAUUGCUAAUCCUUUUCCAGGGCACCAAGGAACUCCUCCGGGGGUCUGGAACAGAUCUGGUGGCAGGGCUGGCUAUGGCUUUCGCUCCCAUUCACCAAGAGGUGUUGGUUUCCCCAGUCCUGGUUUUGGACGGGGUGGUAGCCCUAGUCCUAGUUCUGGAAGAGGAAGCAGUCAUCAGUUUAGUAACAGCCGCAGCCCUGGCUCAGGACGAGGUGGCGGAAGAGGGCGUGGUUUCCAUACUGUUGUCUCAGCACGGGAGAGACCAGAUAUGUUUUACAACAAGACCAUGGUAGAAGACCCAUGGAGGUUGUUGACUCCAGUUGUAAGAAGCUCAGGUGUGCAAGUGAAUGCACAGCAUACCCCUGGUUCUCUAAAAUCUUGGCUUCCAAAAACAGUUGGUCUGAAAAAGGCCAGAGUUUCAGAAGCUGUCGAUGACUUUAAUUCCCAAUCAAGCCUUGCUGAAUGCCUUGCUUCAGCUUUUGAGGAGGCUGUUAAUGAUGGAACAAGCAUAUGAGAGGUGGGUGCAACAGGAGAAGCUUGGUCCCAUGCGGGCUACUUUAGGAUCUCCCUUUGCUAUGCUUAUCUGAUCUCACUAUGAGUUUAUCUAAAAACCUACUGUUCCUCUAUUGCCAACAGCCCAAAAGGUGUCUGAGGAAGGUUCCAAAGAAUGCAAUGUCAAAGCAAGGGAGACCAUGAACAGGUAUGCCUAGGUAUGUAAUUUAUUCGAUAUCAUUGGGCCAAAAUUAUAAGUAGCUUCAUAUACACCUCAACACUGAGUCUUCCUAUGAAUUUGUAAUUUAAGCCAACUGUUAUCAACUCCAAGUUUCCAAUUGAAAAGGCUUGGCAUCUUGUGGUUGUUGGAAAUUUUUGUUUUUGACAUAGAUAGAUGCCAUUAGCAAGGUACUCUGAAGUUAUCUUUGGAAUGCUGAAUUCCUUCAAAUUGUUUUUUUUGUAAUAAUCUUACUUAGCUGUAUGUCUGCCCAUCACAGUUCUUUGGAAAAGAAUGCAUUUUACUUUAAAUAAGGACCUACUACGGGUGUUCAAAUUUUAUUCUUGUGAAUAUACCAUUCAUCAACUAUUUUGAUUACUGGCGAACUUUGAAUAUCUUCA
Telopea speciosissima is the source of this 1750-nucleotide messenger RNA. Its product is annotated as protein SICKLE-like. The coding region runs from base 141 to 1154 and encodes 337 amino acids. The record is from RefSeq and is a predicted model, not a curated record. The transcript is spliced from 3 exons. NCBI's taxonomy places the organism in Eukaryota, Viridiplantae, Streptophyta, Magnoliopsida, Proteales, Proteaceae. Gene Ontology annotation, biological process: mRNA splicing, via spliceosome; miRNA processing.